Drosophila willistoni is the source of this 1595-nucleotide messenger RNA. It is a transcript of the gene Hex-t1, whose product is annotated as hexokinase type 1. Gene Ontology annotation, molecular function: mannokinase activity; glucokinase activity; ATP binding. Gene Ontology annotation, biological process: intracellular glucose homeostasis; glycolytic process; glucose 6-phosphate metabolic process. The record is from RefSeq and is a predicted model, not a curated record. Gene Ontology annotation, cellular component: mitochondrion; cytosol. The transcript has a single exon. NCBI's taxonomy places the organism in Eukaryota, Metazoa, Arthropoda, Insecta, Diptera, Drosophilidae. Bases 83 to 1489 code for a protein of 468 amino acids.
CCUUUCUUUUCAAUUGAAGCACUUUCAUUUAAUUUUUUGUCGACAAAAAAUUCAAAAAAUCAUUGAACUUUCCUUUGUGAAAAUGGGGCCCAAAUACGAUCCUCAAAUUGAUUUUCCCGAAAUCUACAAUACCUGCAAACCUUUCAUACUAAAUGAUGAUGACUUAUUGAAAAUACGAAAUGUAAUGGAUCACGAAAUUAAUCUCGGUUUAUCACGAGACGGGCAUGAUAGGUCAUCGAUUCCGUGUUACCUAAGCUAUGUUCAGGAUUUGCCAACGGGUCGGGAGCGUGGCCGAUUUUUGGCUUUAGAAAUUUUACCCACAAAUUGUCGUAUAAUGUUGGUGAAAUUUAGCAGCGAAAAGGAUGUCUAUAUGAGUUCGAAAUGCAUUAUUAUGCCCCAUACCAUAACCGCUAGCAAGGGCAACGAACUCUUUAGUUUUUUAGCUCAACAUAUUGCAAUUUUCGUUAAGGAAAAGAAGGUGGAGAAGGAUAAUCUACCAAUGGGUAUAGCAUUCGCAUUUCCAUUGAAUAAAUUGGCCCUAGAUGUGGGCGUAUUGUUGGCCUGGUCUAAGGGUUAUGGUGCCCAGGGAGCUGUGGGCAAAGAUGUGGUGCAAUUGUUACGUGAAGCUCUGGUGCGCUAUCCAGAUGUAGCCGUAAAUAUAAUGGGUAUAAUUAAUGUCGGUACUGGCACACUAAUGGCCCUAUGCUGGACUAUACCCGAUACGAAAAUGGGUCUAAUUGUUGGCACCAUUACGAAUGCCUGCUAUGUGGAACAAGUAAGCAACUGCGAACUCUUUGACGAGGAAAUUGACACAAAAAAGGACCUUAUGAUCAUCAAUACCGAUUGGGCGCGUUUCGGUGAGAAUGGUCAACUGGAUUUCAUACGCAAUGACUUUGAUAAAAUUCUGGAUAGUGAGUCAAGCUCACCGGGAUCACGACUCUAUGAGAAAUGUGUGGCCACUCUCUUUGCGGGUGAACUGGUGCGUUUGAUCUUGAUGCGUCUUAUGAAGUCGGGCAUAAUUUUUGUCAAUCAAAAACGUGAUUAUAUUGGCAUACAAUGGAAGAUGGAAAUGAAAUCUCUUAUUGCCAUAGAAUCCGAUCCACCGGGAGUCUUUGUUAAGGCUCAAGAGGUAAUGGAUAAAUUUCAAAUACGUAAUUGCAAGGAAAAAGAUUUGGCUGCUCUUCGAUUUAUAUGCGAGACUGUGAUGACACGUUCUGCCCAAAUGGUGGGUUGUGGUGUUGCUUGCAUCUUGAAUCGCAUGAAAUAUCCAAAAGUGUCGAUUGCUGUUGAUGGUGGGCUAUAUCGUCUGCAUCCGACAUAUCCGGUUAAGUUGAAUUACUAUACCCGAUUGCUAGCUGAUCCGGAAUAUAAAUUCGAAAUUGUUGUGGCCGAAGAUAGUUGCGGUGUGGGAGCAGCCAUAAUGGCCGGUCAGACCUAUGUGAAUGUGCAUACUCGUUCCGAAUCCAAGUUAUUUCAUAUGGAUAUCUAAAAGCAAAAUCCUUGUCAAUUUGAAAUUCAUUUUGAUAUGCGUUGAUAUCUGUAUUCUUUUCGAUCAAAUUUCUAAUAAAAUCGUUCAAUUUCGAUGGCAAACUUAA